GGGCCGGCCAGUCAGUCUUGCUCCGGCAGCCGUCGUAAGGGGGUUGUGUGAUCUGCAGGAUGUCACUGAUGACUGGAGUUAAGCCUACACAUUAUUAUCUCCUGGCCCUGACUGCUGCUGGUGUGCUUCUCUUCUACUACUUUGGAAAGAACAAAGAUGCCGUGCAAGUUGACAUACUUCAGACCGCAGGCUUUUCAGGGUCGCAGAGAUGCGAGAAGUGCGUGAAGCCUUGCACAGUGGUGGGACUCUCCAGCAUCGAGCAGUACAGAAAAUAUCUCCACCAUACAGAGACGACCUGCAAAACGCUCGUUCAGUUUGGAGGUAGAAAGCCUGCACCCAGUGAUGGACGCAAGUUUGUGUGUCUGGACAAGAGGUUCAACAUUAAACCUGGCAACUGUACAGUCUUCUCCUUUGGCAUCAAUAAUGAAUGGUCCUUUGAGGAUGAUAUUGCAAAAUUUGGCUGUAAGGUGUAUGCAUUCGACCCCACCAUGGGUAAGGAAGACCACCAACAUUCAGCUAAAUUCAGUUUUUUUGCUGUAGGCAUUGCUAACUACAAGGGCACCAAGAAGAUUGGCAUGGGCACCAAUUUUGCUAUGAGAAAGGUGGAUCGCUUUGAGAACUUGGUCAAUGACCUGGGCCUGGCAGGGACAGAGAUUGACUUUGUGAAGCUGGAUGUGGAGCUCUCAGAGGUGGACUUCCUACAGGAUAUGAUAUUCAACUCUCCACAUGUGCUUAAAAAUAUCAAGCAGAUUGCCAUGGAAGUUCACGACGACUAUUUCAAAGGUGACCUAAGUCAGACAAGCAGACAGCAGGUGUUCUGGCCAUACUUCAUGAUGCUCCAGUGUAUGGACUUCCGGUUGAUACAGUCUCGUGAUGCAGGACGGUGGAGAGAGGUGGUGUGGUCGCAGGAAGGCAACUUUUAGUUCCACCCUCUUGUCCACUUUUUAUAACUUUGUGUGCCAGCGUGUGUGAAAAAGAUGAUUUGUAAAAUGAAACAGAAUAUUCAGUGUGCCUAAUCAGUUGUUGUUAGUGGAGAUAUGAAAAUGUAUUGCAGCAAGUCACUAUGUUGAGAAUUUUCUUGUCUUACCAAAAUAGGGAACAUUAUAACUUUUCACUGUAUAGUAAGACUUUUGCUGUUCUUAUGGGGAUUAAAUUUUUAUGAAGUUACAUAAAGUACAAGUCUUGUGCAACUUCAUUUAUAGGUUUUUUAUUUACUUUUUUUUUUAUUAAUAAUAACUCAAGUUCGUUCUUAUCUUUUCUGCAGACUUUUUCUAGAGUCUAUCAUCCAAACUUUCUAAAGUAGUAUCAUAGGGUUUUUAGUUUCAUCAGUCUCCAUCUUUACAUUUUUCUACAUUGAAAUCCUUCAGACAUUUUACACACCUUAUGCUUAAUUUAUCCAAACCUUUUAAGUAGUGUUCCUUCUUGCUGUGCAGGUGAACAACAAUCAAACAUUGGAAAUAAGUCAUUCUGUCUGACUUUUUUGGGUUAUCCUAGGUUCUUUACACAUAUGCUGCUAUGUAUGAUAAUCUAUGUAGCUGUAUUUGUGUAUACCUGAAUAAACUUACUUACAAACAAGCACCAUGCUCUAGUUACUGAAGCUGUGUACAUUCUCAGAGAUGGCAACUUUAGUUGAGUUAGUAACCUGUUCUUUUUUUUUUUGUUGAUUUAAUUAUUUCUUGCUGUAUAUUGUACUUCUUAUGUACCAUUGGCAUCUUUGAGAACUACACUAAUGUGGAGAAGGAGUUUGUAAAAUUGACAAGCUGAUAAAACACUGUGGCAGAAUGGAAACUUGUACUGAAACAACAUUUAACUUGGGGACCAAGUUUUUUUAAAUCUAAAGAGAAUACAUGGCAAGCACAGGAAUAUUUAAUUGAGGGAACAAGUGAUGAGGCGUCACGAGUUGAGAAAUUAACGUGUAAGUUAGGAGAUUGGUGUGUACUGAGGAAUAUAUGUGCCAGUGUCUUGCCAGCUGGAUGCUUUCUUGGUUCUAAAUGAUGUCUGUUGUAUGACUGAAAGCAGAUUAAAGCUAUUUUCUUUUA
Messenger RNA from Cherax quadricarinatus, 2039 nucleotides. Its product is annotated as probable methyltransferase-like protein 24. Lineage: Eukaryota; Metazoa; Arthropoda; Malacostraca; Decapoda; Parastacidae. The record is from RefSeq and is a predicted model, not a curated record.